AUGCCUUCACAGACUUCUGCUAAUCCCCCAGCUCACAAGCGCAUCCCUGAGCUUGCUCCAAAGCUUCUCCAAGCGCAUAACCCUGGAGAUCUCGACAAGCAUCAUGCGAAGCUUGUGGCAAAGCACAUGAAUGCUCAGAGGGAUGAGACUGCUUUCUCUUUGCCUCAAGCUACCGCUCCAACAUCGCUAAUCGAGACGAGCUUGGCAGCAGAUCGCAGGUUUGAAUCCAGCGGUGUAGACGAGGUAGAAGACACACCAUCUCACCUUGCGACAACCAAGGGAAAGCAUCGCUUGAUUUCCUCUGGUUCAGAAGACAAUGCAUCUAAUGAAUCAAGUGAAAUCGAGCUAUUGAGUGAGCCCCUGCCUCUGCAGAACUCAAAGAGCGGCUCCCUCUCUGGGUCAAAGACCAGGAAAAUGAAAGCUAAGAAGGCCAGGUUUGACACGAAGGCGCAGGAGAAGGCGGCUUACAAUGAGGACGGCUUUCUUGUGGACAUCGUUGUCCAAGAGAUCAAGCCAACAGUUCAGGCUAUAGACCCUACAAAUGCAUGCAAGGAUGUUGACCACUUCUUUGCUCCAGCUGAAAAGCACUUGGGAAGGCAGGGAGAGCCCAGCAAGAAGCACAACAAGUGCCUUCAAUGCAAAGAGUGGAUCAUCUCAGAUAUAACCAAUCUGCAGCGCCACAUAGAGACGAAGCAUUUGAAGAAUAAUUCCGAGUCCAAGCUUCGUGGAGAUAUUAACGAGCGCAAGGCAUCCCUUGAGACCAUCAAACUUGAGCAGAAGACGCUUGACACCCAUCUGCAAGAUAUGCCAAAGGAGGAGAGGGUUAUCCACUACUCUGAACUUGUCUUCAAGUGGAUUGCCGUGGAAUGGCUUGCUGAGACAGACCAGGUGCGCAGAGAUAGUGCAUUUUCUGCUGUUCUCAAGGCACAAGCUACAAAUAGUGUCAAGAUCCCAAAUCAAAAAGCUGCUUGCAAGGAAAUCCUGGAACGCUUCUAUGAACAGAUGGCAGGUCUCAAGGCUCGCUUUGCAUGCGACACUGUUACUGGUGAGAUUAGCCUCACCUGUGAUGCCUGGCAAGCCUUCAAUCUGGAUGCCUACUUUGCGGUGACUGGCCACUUCAUUGAGAAGCAGAGUGAUGCCAGCUGA
This is a messenger RNA of Phanerochaete carnosa HHB-10118-sp, 1146 nucleotides long. RefSeq lists its product as uncharacterized. The record is from RefSeq and is a predicted model, not a curated record. The transcript has 7 exons. Lineage: Eukaryota; Fungi; Basidiomycota; Agaricomycetes; Polyporales; Phanerochaetaceae. The coding region runs from base 1 to 1146 and encodes 381 amino acids.